GGCUUACAAAGAGAGAUAGCAUCAGGUGUAAUACCAGACCCUGGUUCAUUGAAGGCAAAUGGGACAACAUUGCUUGAUGUUCCAGUUAAGGUUGCUCACAGCAUAUUAGUGAACUUGAUUAGGGACAUUGGUAGGGAUUGGGACAUUGAUUACCAAUUGGACCUUGGCUUAGUCAUUGAUAUUCCUUGUGUUGGUAACAUCACCAUUCCUGUUUCUCAGAAGGGAGAGAUUAAGCUUCCAACCCUCAAGGACAUGUUUACUGGUGGCUCUAAGAAUACUGAUCCUGCUCCUGCUCCUGCUACUACCUAAUAACCUACCCUUUAAUUAUUGUUAUUAUUAAAAUUAGAAUAAGCAAAGAAGAAACUAAAUAUAUAUAGUCUCCUUUAUAUUAUAUAUCAUAUUUUCUGUUUAUAUCAAUUUCAAUAAUCCUGUAUUUUUCUUUCUACACUUUGUUGGUUGUAUAAGAAAUGUUGUAGUUCAUAAACUAUAUAUAUGUAUGGUUAUUUAGUAUUUCAAAGCAUAAAUUUGAAAUUGAAACCAAGUGUGUUUACUAGGAAGCUUGGUUUAUGUCAA
This is a messenger RNA of Arachis duranensis, 573 nucleotides long. RefSeq names its product desiccation protectant protein Lea14 homolog. The annotation marks the transcript as partial. The record is from RefSeq and is a predicted model, not a curated record. Gene Ontology annotation, cellular component: cytosol. Lineage: Eukaryota; Viridiplantae; Streptophyta; Magnoliopsida; Fabales; Fabaceae. Gene Ontology annotation, biological process: response to desiccation. The transcript has a single exon.